UCAGGCCCCGUAUGUGCCAGCGCCACGGGCCCAGAGCCGGACAAGGAGCGUGUGACACGGAUGGACAUAGCUGACGUAAGAGAGGUGCUGUCCAAGCAGAGACGGGAGAUUGAGACUCUGCAGCUGGUGGUGGACGUGGACGGCAACAUGGUGAACGAGAUGAAGCUGCUCAGGAAGGAGAGCAGGAACAUGAACUCCAGGGUGACCCAGCUCUACAUGCAGCUGCUUCACGAGAUCAUCAGGAAGAGAGACAACUCUCUGGAGCUGGCCCAGCUGGAGAACCGGGUUCUCAACGUCACCUCAGAGAUGCUGAGGCUAGCCUCGCGCUACAAGGAGCUGGAAGGGCGUUUUGCAGCGAUGGCGGGGGUGGUGAACAACCAAUCGGUGCUGAUCGCUGCGUUGGAGGAGCAGUGUCUGCGGACCCUGGGGCGCAGUGAGAUGCAGGUGGUCCCCCCGCUGGUCCAGGUGGUCCCAGAGAACAUCCCCGUCAACAGCCGCUUCACCAACGAGAUACAGAGGGAUCACAACAACCGGGCAUUCCCGCGGGAGUCACGCAUGGACUCCCCCACCGCCUCCCCAUUUGGACUCAACCCGCCGCCACCGCAGGGCACGCUCACCUCAGACGGUCCGUUUAAGGACUGCUACCAGGUGCGCCAGGCGGGCCACAGCACCAGUGGGAUGUACCUGCUGAAGGCAGAGAGUAAUGAACAGCUGAUCCAGGCCUGGUGUGAACACAGCCUAGACAACGGAGGCUGGACCGUGCUACAGAGGAGGAAGGAUGGAUCGGUCAACUUCUUCAGGAACUGGGAGAACUACAAGAAAGGCUUUGGGAACAUAGACGGUGAAUACUGGCUGGGUCUGGAGAACAUCUUUAACCUGGGAAAGCAGGGGGACUACAAGCUGCUGGUAGAGCUGGAGGACUGGGUGGGGAAGAAGGUGUAUGCUGAAUACAGCAGCUUCCGCCUGGAGCCUGAGAGUGAGGGCUACCGCCUGAGACUGGGCACCUACCAGGGAAACGCUGGAGACUCCCUCAGCAGCCACAAUGGGAAAAUGUUCACCACGCUGGACAGGGACAAGGAUGCUUUCUCAGGUAACUGUGCCCACUUCCAUAAGGGGGGUUGGUGGUACAACGCCUGUGGUCAGACCAACCUGAAUGGAGUGUGGUACAGCGGAGGGGUUUACCGCAGUAAGUUCCAGGAUGGAAUCUUCUGGGCUGAGUACGGAGGAGGAUCGUACUCCCUCAAGUCUGUCCGCAUAAUGAUACGACCUAUCGACUGAGCCUGGAACAGUCUCCACCCCACUAUCUAUGCCAUGACCUUUGACCCAUCCUAAUCCCCACCCUCCCACCCCGUGACAUCUCAACUUCUCCACCAAGCUACCCAUCAUCUUCACAUUCUUUUCCUUUCUUACAUUUUUAAGCGGAGCAGAGAAGCUGUUUUCAACUGCCGAGUCCCAAAUCCCAAAUCAAACUGCUUCAUGGAAACCCUGGUUCUUCUUCAGCCUCUCUGAAGGGAAGAUGACACAGCGUUCUGCUAUUGUUUCAGCUGUGCUUCUAUUGAGUCCUCUCUAGCAUGGCCAGACAGCCAUAUGAUAGUGCUGUGAAAGACAGCAGUGGACAGACAAAGUAUGAACUCUAACACAGAGCUAGCUGCCACGGCCUUCUACAACAGUCACUAUGUUAUACUCUGUAUGGUCCUCCACCAUGUCACACUUCAAUACGCUAUGAAGGUGGUUACAUUAGGAAUAUCAGAUGCUUAUUUCACAAAUGUUGACUGGAAAAUAAAUUGUUCAUUUUGCCAUUUUAUUUUGCUCGUCUCUAGCUGGGUCUGUUGCUAGUGAAUGCAUUUCUUCACAGCGUACUAAAGAUUUAGUAAGAAGUUCCUUAUGAUGUCAUUAGUUAAAAACGUUCCACAGUCAAAAGGUUGAGAGGCAUGCCCCCCCCAGGCUUACAAGACUUGGUACGGUCUUCAUGUAUUUAACUCUCUCCCCCUCUCUCUCUCUCUUGCUUUGUUUGGGCUUGUUGUUUCGGGGUUCCCACAGAGAAGAAACGGAUUGUAACAAUGUGCUUUGUGAUGUGGAAACAGCCCAGCUCGCUUUGGUAUGUAAAUAUAUUUGGUUUUAUUUGCGAGAGUUAAUUUAAGACGUACGAUUCUGCUGAAGCCAAAUGUUUCCUCCAUGGUCUCUCCCUUCUGUUAUUUAUAAUGAGUAUAGUCAGUCACGCCCUGCUCAAGUUUGCCCUGGUAUGGCCUUUCUGUUUAUUCCAGUAAAAAA
Salvelinus sp. IW2-2015 is the source of this 2271-nucleotide messenger RNA. It is a transcript of the gene angptl1a, whose product is annotated as angiopoietin-like 1a. Lineage: Eukaryota; Metazoa; Chordata; Actinopteri; Salmoniformes; Salmonidae. Gene Ontology annotation, biological process: cell surface receptor protein tyrosine kinase signaling pathway. The record is from RefSeq and is a predicted model, not a curated record.